ACACGGAAGUUUCAUUGCUAGGUGGUAGUGUGCUAUGAUAGAAGAGGGAGGAUAUGUGGAUGCGAUGUUUAGGUGUUUAAAAUUUGUACGUGUAGUUUCGUAGUUUAAAAACAAACAAGAUGUUGCACCUAAGAAAAGAUGUAUUAUUGACUUUGUUUAUUUAUUUAAUUCAUGGAUUUCAAGAAAUCCACGCUUCUUCACAAAAGUAUGUAACAUGUGGCUCGGUGGUAAAACUUUUAAAUACAGAUUAUAGAGUAAGACUACAUUCGCAUGAUGUAAAGUAUGGAACAGGUAGUGGACAGCAAUCAGUUACCGGAACUGAAGUUCAAGAAGAUAUUAACAGUCAUUGUCCUUUGAGUAGUAAUCAGGAAAUUAGUUGCUAUGGAGACAAUGGGGAAGGUGAUUCUGGAGAUAACUGGAUGGUUAUAUGUUCAGGUGACAGUUGGCAAAGGGAUGAAAGUAUAAUGUUUAAACAUGUAGACACAGAUAUGUAUCUGUCCGUAUCAGGUAGAACUUUUGGUAGACCAAUUAAUGGUCAAAUGGAAGUAAUUGGAGUACGUUCAUCUACAGGAUCUGUACAUUGGCAAACAGCUGAAGGUGUAUUUUUACAUGCUCCAGAUUUAUCUGCUAGACAUAUGCACUCAGUUCAUUCUGAGCUAUGAAACAAACAAUUAGUUACAAGUUUUUUAAUUUAUUUUUUAAUUUUGUUAAAAGUGUGAAAAUGUUUGUAAUAAAUAAGUGGUUAGAUAAAACUUAUAUGUAUGUAUCUA
Diabrotica balteata is the source of this 770-nucleotide messenger RNA. The record is from the annotation of a GenBank genome assembly. NCBI's taxonomy places the organism in Eukaryota, Metazoa, Arthropoda, Insecta, Coleoptera, Chrysomelidae.